Molecule: messenger RNA, 2157 nt
Organism: Acanthosepion pharaonis
Lineage: Eukaryota; Metazoa; Mollusca; Cephalopoda; Sepiida; Sepiidae
Source: the annotation of a GenBank genome assembly
AUGUCUCUUUCACAAUCACUUGGGCUAUUUUCAAGUAGAUUUCCCUUUCUCUCUAUUACAGCUCUAGUAUCUCUCUCUCUCUCUCACAGGGCUAGUCACACUUACAUCUUUCUUUCUUUCUCUUUCACAGGGUUACUCACACUUACAUCACUCUCUCUCUUUCUCACAGGCCAGAACAUUACAAUCCAUUGCAACUGCUUCUUUCUUUCUUUCUUUCUUUCUUCCUUUCUUUCAACUGUGGCAGUGUUUGCCAUGCAGCUGACAGUGUCGGCAGCUAAGAUGAUGGCGUUGGCUGCUGCUACACCAAGAAUAUCAACACCUCAAACUGGAUUUGUCGUCUAUAAUCUGUUCUGUGAAACUCUGCUGCUAUUGCAACCCCGUUGGCUACUGUGGCAUGUUGUAUCUGCGAAAAAUACAUAUAUGUUUCCAAACAAGAUAUAUUUAGUUUUUUCUAUAAUAAAUGCAAAGAGAAAGAAACAACGUCGAGAGAAAGAGAGAGCAAAUGAUGUGAAAGCGGAUAGUGUCAGUGUCAGCAUUCCCCCAGUCUCACCCUUCUUUUUCCCUCCACUGCAGAUAUCAACACAGCCACCACUGCUUGCUGGUGUGCCUCUACUGCCAUUAGCUUCUCUUCUGCCACUGCAUAGCUGCUUCUUCCUCUUCACUAUCAGCAACGAUUACAUUUGUUUUAUAUGCUUAUCUGUUUUUUGGGGUUUCCUCCCUUUUUCUGUUUCCUUUCUCUCUAUCUCUCUGCCCUCUCUUAAUCCCUUUUCUUCCUCCACUAAUUUUUCUCCUCCUCCUCUCUGUGAUUUUUUCACCAAGUACAUGUGUCGUAACUGUGGCCAGCAGUUUGAAUCGACUGAGGACAUGGAUGCUCAUAUAGAAACUCAUAAUCGGGGCAAUCCACCUCACUGCUGCUUCGUGUGCGGCAAGUCGUAUCGCACGCCCUCCAAGCUGCGGCGUCACGUUCGCGUACACAGCGGUGAGAGACCGUAUGCCUGCAGCCUGUGUGAGCGACGCUUUACGCGCUCCGACCACGUCAAGCAGCACAUGAAGGUGCACCAACCGCAGCGGCAACGCAACCAGUGCCGGCUCUGUGGGCUGCGGUUUGGCAAGCCUGCCACCCUCUACACUCACUUGCAAGGGCAUGGUAUCGAGACUUUACACAUGUGCGAUUCCUGUGGUGAAACGUUUCGAGAAGAGGACCACCUCGCAAGACAUAAAAGAGUCCAUCACACAGUCGCCGGGGGGAAUGGAAACGGCUCUCAAGAUGCCCUAAACCAGAAUGCCGUUAGCACAACCACCCAAGUUACUGACGACACAGACCAAGAGUUAAAGAUGGAUCACAGUAGCGAUGAAAAUGUAAACGCACUUUCUAUCGCCUGCUUUGGCAUGAACACCCCAGGUAGCAACCGGUCAACACCACUGCGCACCCUACCAGACGAGAGUCGGCCAGCAUCAAGCGAACAGCCACCCCACUGUCUGGUCAGUCUCGAUACUUCAGACAGGUUCAUAGAUCAACGGGUUUGUGAUGAAUCAUAUGAGAACAGUGCUCUAAAUUUGAGUACAAAACCAGAUGUUAACCCCCAAAUAUCUAUACCAUCAUGUUACACACCAACAGAUUCAAAUACAAUGGCAAACCACAGUAGUUUGCCUUACAUAAAAACAGAACCUGUCAAUAAUGGUGUCAGUAUGUAUAUGACCCCCAGCUUCUCUGGAGAGGAGCGGAACGAUGAUGUAGGCGAACGCGUGGAGGAAAACUCUUCACUGUCAGAAGAGAGAUUUGCUGAGGGUUCCCCAUCACUGAUGCAAACUCCAUAUGCACACACGUUGCGAACUACAACAACCACAACAACAGCGACAAAUGGAGGGACAAUUGCUUCUCUCCUGCAGCAGCAACACACUGAAUCGAUACCACCUUCUUUUUCAUUGCAACGAAACACCCAACUCGCAUCCGAGUCUUACACACAGCCAUUCCAAAGCAAAAGAUGCCAUCAUUGUGUAUCGUGUGGUAUCUGGUUCGAAGAUCUAGCAAUGAGUAUGCUUCAUAAUAGUCUUCAUUUUACAGACGGACACAAUGAAUUCUCCUACUGUUUCUGUCUCUCUCUGUCUCUCUCUCUCUCUGAUCAUUUUCCUUCAUAUUUUAUUCCUGGGAACUGA